AGUGGAAUGAGGGGAAUGGAGAGUAGAGGAGUCAGACUGUGAAGAAUAAUGAAUGGAGAGAAAGAACCAUUUGGAUUAGUAGCAGAAUGAAUGGACGCCAGACGAGAUAAGAAGAAGAGGAAGAAGAAGACAAAGAAGAAGAAGAGGAAGAAGAGAACAUGGGAGGAAGGAGGACAUAAGGAGGAAGAAGAGGGAUAAAAGGAAGAGGAAAAAGAGGAGGAAGAAGAGGAAGAGGAAGAAAAAGAACAGGAAGAGAAAGAGGAAAAAGAGAAUGUGAAGUACGAGAAGGAAGAAGAGGAAGAGAAAGAGGAAAAAGAGGAAGACAGGGAGGAAGAGGAGAAAGAAGAGGAAGAGAAAGUGAAAGAAGAAGAAGAAGAGGAACAGAGGAAGAGAAAUACGAGGAGGAAGAAGAGGAAAAAGAAGAAGAGAAAGAGAAAAAAUGGGAAGAGGAAGACAAGAAGAAGAAGAAGAGAAAGUGUAAAAAGAAGAGAUAGAAGUGGAAGAGAAAAAGGAAAAAGAGAAAUAAAGAGGAAAAAGAGGAAGAGAAAGGAAGAAGAAAAUGAAGAGAAAGAGGAAAAGUGGAGGAGGAAUACGAGGAGGAAGAAGAGGAAGAGAAAAAAGAAAAAGAGGAAGAGUAAAAAGAGGAAGACAAGGAGGAAGAGGAGGAGGAGGAAAAAGAAGAGGAAGAGAAAGUGGAAGAAGAAGAGGAAAAAAGAGGAUGAAUAUGAGAAAGAAGAAGAGGAAGAGAAAGAAGAAAAAGAGGAAGGGUAAAAAGAAGAAGACAAGGAGGAAGAGGAGGAGGAGGAAAAACAAGAGGAAGAGAAAGUGGAAGAAGAAGAGGAAAAAAGAGGAUGAAUAUGAGAAAGAAGAAGAGGAAGAGAAAGAAGUAGAGGAAGAAGAGGAGGAAGAGGAAUGGGACACAAAAGAAGAUGAAGAGGAAGAGUAAAAAGUGGAAGACAAGGAGGAAGAGGAAGUGGAAGAAGAAGAAGAGGAGGAGAAAGAAGAAAAAAGUAAAGGAAGAAGAAGAAGAGGAAGAGGAGCGGGACACAAAAGAAGAAGAAGAGGAAGAGAAAGACGAAAAAUAAGAAGAGGAAGAGUAAAAAGUGGAAGACAAGGAGGAAGAGGAAAAAGAAGAGGAAGAGAAAGUGGAAGAGGAAGAAGAAGAAGAAGAAGAGGAGGAGGAAUACGAGAAGGAUUAAAGGAAGAAAAAGAAGAAGAGCAAGUGAAAGUGGAAGAAGAGAAAGAAGAAAAGAAAGAAAAAAUUGAUAAAGAAGAGGAAGAAGAAGAGUAC
Molecule: messenger RNA, 1291 nt
Organism: Myxocyprinus asiaticus (Chinese sucker)
Lineage: Eukaryota; Metazoa; Chordata; Actinopteri; Cypriniformes; Catostomidae
Product: protamine-like
Exons: 2
Coding region: 560-946 (128 amino acids)
Source: RefSeq, a predicted model, not a curated record